Messenger RNA from Dictyostelium discoideum AX4, 1179 nucleotides. RefSeq lists its product as hypothetical. Gene Ontology annotation, cellular component: membrane. NCBI's taxonomy places the organism in Eukaryota, Evosea, Eumycetozoa, Dictyosteliales, Dictyosteliaceae. The transcript has a single exon. The record is from RefSeq and is a predicted model, not a curated record. The coding region runs from base 1 to 1179 and encodes 392 amino acids.
AUGAAAUUAAAUAAUUCAUUUUUUUUUAUGUCGGUAAUAUUUGUAUUUUUAAUAAUAAUACAAUUUUCAACUGCAACAUAUUCAAAAUCAGAAAUUGAAUAUUAUAAAAGAUUUGGAUAUAAUUUGGAAACUGGAGAAUAUACUCGGUCUUCACCACACCAACACCAACAACAAUAUCAACAACAACCACAAUCACGUCAACGUAAUAGACACAAUAGUCGUUAUGGUAGUGAAAGAAGAUCAAGACAAAAUCCAUAUAAUGAAGAUUAUUAUUCCAAUCAAAAUUAUUACCAACAAACUUCAAAUGAUUUGGAUGAAACGGCACCAGUUUAUAAACAAGGUGUUUCAAUUCCAAAAAAUAUCAAUGUUGGAAUUAGUAUUGAUGAGGUAACACCAAAUGUCAUAGUUGAAACUAAUAAACCUACCUUUUCACAAUCGUUAACUAAACCAACUGAAAAACCAACUUUACCACUAAAACCAUCAAUUGAACCAACUUUACCAACAACAAGAAAACCUGUUGAACCAGAACCUAAAAAGACUCUUCCCCCAACAACUCAACCACCAGAAACUAUUUCACCAAAAUCUCAAACUACUCCAGCAAUUACCCAACAUCAAAUAUCAACACCAUCUCCAUCCCAACAAUCUCAUCAUUUCUUUUAUGGUGAUGGUAGACCAGCAGGUGCUGGUACUGAUGAUAAAGAAGAAGAAGAAACUAAAACACCAACUCGUACUCAUAAACCAAUAAAUAUUGAUGAUGAUGAUGAUGAUGACGAAACAAAAAAACCAACUAGAUUAAAUAAUAAUGAUAAUAAUAAAAAUAAUAAUCAUAGAAAUAAUAACAAUAAUAAAGAUGAUGAUGAUGAAGAUGAAGAUGAAGAUGAAAAUAAAAAUAAGAAUAAGAAUAAAGGAAAACCAAAUAUUGAUGACGAAGACAAUGAUGAAGAUGAUGAUGAACCAGAAGAAACUGAAGAACCAACAAUUACAGGUUCUAUUGAAGAAGCUAAAACACCAGAUCCAAAUCUUAUUGAAGGAUAUUCUAGUGAAAGUGAUCCUAGUGGGAGUCAAUCAACCCAUGAAGAUAAUUUAAUAGCUACUCAAUCAAAUUCAAGUGGUAAAAUUUCAAUAACCUUUUUUUCUUUUAUUAUCUUUUCUUUUACAAUUGUUUUUUUUUUAAUUUAA